Molecule: messenger RNA, 795 nt
Organism: Colletotrichum spaethianum
Lineage: Eukaryota; Fungi; Ascomycota; Sordariomycetes; Glomerellales; Glomerellaceae
Exons: 1
Coding region: 1-795 (264 amino acids)
Source: RefSeq, a predicted model, not a curated record
AUGAGGCGUCGCGCAAAGACGCCCAUCUACGCCAUCGGCCAGCUCGAGAACCCGACUUGUGGUAGAGACUCAACUACUGCCGACAAGGUGUCGAGCGUCGAUCUCAUCGCCGAACAGUAUCGAGCUCUCCUUCAGACACACGACACCAGCUCAAUAUGCACUGACGCCCGAUCCGAUCCUCUGCCUUCGCGACGACCCUCACAUAGGCGGUCUUCGCUUACACGGUCGCACUACAGUGCCGGAGAGGCACCUGCAGAGUUACGGCCAGACGUCUACAAUCCGGCACCGUUGCGCAAAGCCUCGGCGCGUCCCCCGAAACCCAACGACGACACGCUGGUUGCCUUCGACGAAGAAGCUAUAUACUUCAAGCCCCUGUCCUUUUCACCAGAGUUUCCAUCGACGCCGUCGCCGCAGCCGCCGCCGCCGCCGCCGCGAAAUCGGGCCCGGCUGCAGCGCAAUCAUUCGUCUCAAGCACCAUCGAAUCACAACCUGAGCUUGCAGAUUGCCACAGACCUUCUGACCCGCGAGCUGUCGGCGACCAUGUUGAACCGGCCGCAACAGACGGGGACGGAUAUGUCAUCUCUCCAGAUCUGGGUCAUGAUCGAAGCAUACGAGAGACUGAGGGACCAAGUCAUGGGGAUGGGGCAGCAAAACGAAGAUGCCAAGAACAUGGAGGCCAUGUUCGACACUUGGCUGAGAGCUCUUUACAAUAUGCACGACAGGUUGACUAGUGAUGUGGCAUCCCACGGGAGCCAUUACGAUGAAACGGAGUUGGGAACGGAGGGUUUGGACUGA